Messenger RNA from Monopterus albus (swamp eel), 1849 nucleotides. It is a transcript of the gene nipa1, whose product is annotated as NIPA magnesium transporter 1. The transcript has 5 exons. The record is from RefSeq and is a predicted model, not a curated record. Gene Ontology annotation, biological process: magnesium ion transport. Gene Ontology annotation, molecular function: magnesium ion transmembrane transporter activity. Bases 465 to 1406 code for a protein of 313 amino acids. Gene Ontology annotation, cellular component: membrane. NCBI's taxonomy places the organism in Eukaryota, Metazoa, Chordata, Actinopteri, Synbranchiformes, Synbranchidae.
UUGUGUUCUUUACUGUUGCAGUAAUGUAUUGCCACAAAUGUAGGGUGAGUACUUCAUUAAUCAACGCUGUUCUGUAAUAACAUACGGAGACCAGGCUUGUCCUCAAGCGGUGAACUCUUUUACUGUCUUACUCAGGAGCCUAACACACAGGCAUAACCAAUCAAACCAUGAGCAACCAAUCAGCAGCAGAUAAACAAUGUUGAGCACCGAGUGCUCGAUGAAAUCCACCACAGACCUAAAGAGUCAAACAUUGUACUGAGGUCUAGGGCGAAGUAUAGUGUCUGAUCGUUAACGCUUUAGCUGUGCGCGCUCCCAGGAGGGGCAUCCAGUUUUCGUCAGGCAGCAGAGCUCGGCAUAACACCCGGCGCUCGAGGAACCGCACAUGCGCAGAUCGCACACCAUCUCCACGGAAGAAGGCGGACCAGUAUUCCUGCAGUCAAACCGAAUAAAUAGUAUCCAGAGUCAUGGCGUUUGACUCCCACCUAAGUGAUAGUUCACUUCUAGCUGCCGGAAUAGCAUUAGCCGUAGUGUCAAGUUUCAUCAAUGGCUCGACAUUUGUGCUUCAAAAAAAGGGCAUAUUGCGCUCCCGCGACAGAGGAGGGUCGUACCUCAGAGAUGGGGUGUGGUGGAGUGGCACAAUGUGCAUGAUUAUUGGUCAAAUUGGGAAUUUCCUUGCAUACAAUGUGGCACCUGCUGUGAUAGUUACACCACUAGGAGCCCUUGGAGUGUUAUUUGGGGCUGUGCUUGCUUCUUGGGUCUUGAAGGAGCAUUUAAAUAUCCUGGGGAAGCUCGGCUGUGUAUUAUGUUGCUGUGGCUCUGUUGUUCUUAUCAUUCAUGCCCCUAAAGCAGAAGCUGUAACAUCAAGACUGGAGCUAGAAGAGAGGCUGUCAGACCCAGUGUUUGUAAUGUAUGCUCUCCUUGUGGUCGUGCUGCUGAUCACUCUAAUCGUGUGGAUUGCUCCGGCUCAUGGAACAUCAAACAUCAUGGUGUACGUCGCCAUAUGUUCCCUCUUGGGAAGCUUCACUGUUCCAAGCAGCAAAGGACUCGGCCUGGUAGCCCAAGAUGUCUUUGGGGAAGGGGCGUUGAGCAGCAGAGCUCAGGCUCUCUUCCUGGGCCUGCUGGCAACACUAGCUGUCGGCAUCCUGACACAGUUCUUCUUCAUUAAUAAGGCCUUGGAGUGUUUCAGCUCCAACAUGUUUGAAGCCAUAUACUAUGUGUCGUUCACAUCCACCGUGACUCUUGCUUCUGCUCUUCUCUUCAAGGAGUGGAUUGCGCUGACUUUAACUAACGGCCUUGCCAUGCUUUGUGGUUUAACAACAGUGUGCGUCGGGGUCAUUCUACUCCGCAUUUCCCAGGAGGCGUUGAUUAUUUGGAAGACAAAGGAGGCAUGGGAAAAGACAGACUGAAAUGGCUUAAUUUUUACUUGUGCCAUGCUUUCUAUGUGAGCUCCACAUGAAAUGCUCAAAGCUACAGUAUAUUUAUUACCACUUGCACUUAAUAUUUUACUUGAAUUCUUCAGUUUCUGAUCAAGCAGUUACUAUGUAGCCCACACAUAUCACCAUGUAGUUUCUCCAGAUAAUAUUUUCUGCUGUAAUUUCAUUAAUAUACACAAACUCGUAUCUCAGUGAAGGCUGAUAUUUCACUUCAGCUGCACUUUUAAGAAAAACUCAAGCAUGGCCUGACUAACAAUUGAUUUGUCGACCUUAUGUUUUCACUCAUUUCGAACAGGUGCUAAGGUGCUAUUAUCUAGAAUAUUCUUAUCAAGGCUCUAGUACUUUUGUUCUGUGGCCAGUAAUUGUUUUGUUGUGACAAUUUGUUAUACAUGUGUAAUUAAAAUGUUUGGCUCAUG